AUGGCGGCGGAUCAUAAACCGGACUGGCUCUCCUGUCUUCCCACUUCUUGGAGUUACGGUGUCACCCGGGAUGGACGCAUAUUCUUCAUCAACGAAGAAGCCAAGAGUACAACCUGGUUGCAGCCUGUUGUCGGAGAGGCUGUCAUAACAGGACACAGAAAAACUCCAGAUUUACCAAGAGGAUGGGAGGAAGGAUUCACAUUCGAGGGGGCUCGCUGCUUCAUCAAUCACAAUGAGCGAAAAGUGACGUGUAAGCACCCUGUUUCAGGAGCGCCCUCCCAGGAUAACUGCAUCUUCGUUGUGAAUGAACCCGCGAAAUAUGGAACGCUUGUCCAUCCCGACAAGCCCGUAGAGACUGACGCCAGGACAGCUCCAAAAAGCGAGCAGGAAAACAGCACGGAUAAGAAGGAACGUCCCUUGAGCACCAUGAGCGAAGCGUCCAACUAUACAGGCGGCUCAGACAACAGCAAUUUUACCGGAAGCCCUGCUACUACUGUGACGCUCUCCUCAUCAUUCACGCGGCCGUCAAGGUCUUCCAAAAAAGUGCAUAAUUUUGGCAAACGGUCCAACUCCAUAAAGCGGAACAUCAACGCGCCAGUGGUCAAAAGCAACUGGCUUUACAAACAAGACAGUACCGGCAUGAAGCUAUGGAAGAAGAGGUGGUUUGUUCUGUCGGACAUGUGCCUUUUCUACUACCGAGAUGAAAAAGAAGACAGCAUUCUGGGUAGUAUCCUGCUCCCAAGCUUUCAUAUCUCCAUGUUGUCAGUGGAUGACCAUAUUAGCAGAAAAUAUGCGUUCAAGGCCACUCACCCCAAUAUGAGGACGUACUAUUUCUGCACAGAUACAGCCAAAGAGAUGGAGUCCUGGAUGAAAGUGAUGACGGAUGCCGCUCUCGUCCACGUCAAAAACUCCACGUUAACGACGGGGAAAUGCCCACAUAUUGACACGUUAGACAACGUGAAAGUAGAUCAGCCAUCAACUCAGGAGCUGAACAACAUAUUGAACAACCGCGUCUCAAGCCGCCCCGAGAUCCAAAACAACGAACGGAAUCGUGUUGCCCCCGUGCGACACCAUUCUUUAUCCCGGACCGAUGACAAACGAGAGUACUCGACUUUCCAAAAAGACGGAGGAAAAUACUGUGUGAAGCAGGACCAUGUGAGCUACGUGGCCCAAAAAGAUGGCGAGAAGUACCUACUCCGUAAGGGAGGCGACAAGUACCCGUUGCGAAAGAACGGCGAAAAAUACAUUUUUUCCGAAGCUCUGCCGAAAGAUACUUGGAAGUACGCGCCUCAAAAGGAAGUCAAGAGGCAGCUUUCUUUAAGAGAGACACAGAGUAAAUACGGCACGUUACAAAUUGUUGAUAAAUAUAAUACUUUAAAGGACGUUAAGAAGUACAGUACCCUCAGAGAAGGUGAUAAAUACGCUACUUUAAGAGACUUGGAAAAGUACGCCACUCUUCGUCACGGGGAGAAACGGCACUUCCGGACUUCGCAGGUCAACGGGUCAGGAGAGCGUACGAGCGAGAGCAACUUAGCAGCAGAAAAUGAAAACCAAGCAAGGAUUCCAGUUACUCCAGUUCAGGAAGUAGACAGAUUGUCCAGGAGUAAUUCCUUUCAGCAGUCAGAAAGAGUCAGGGGGACAGAAGAAGACAGAAGUGUUCCAGCCUACCAAACCCUACCUAGAAACAUGCCCAGCCACCAUCCCCAGCUUGUACCCAGAUACCCAGAAGGCUACCGCACGUUACCCCGUAACAGCAUGAUGAGGCCUGACAGCAUCUGCAGCGUGGCGGGUUCGGCGUACGAUCGGGCUCUUCGACCCGCCUCGACCAGCACCGUCACCACAGCGGAGAAGAGAAGGUCCAUGAGGGACGACACUAUGUGGCAGCUUUAUGAAUGGCAGCAAAGGCAGGCCUUCUCCAGGCAAAGUCUGGCUCAACCAACAGGCCAUUACGGUACCCUUCCAAGCACAAAAACGAUGAGCAACAUAUCGGAACACGCCGCCAUUCACUCCAUUCCCACCUCGCCAUCGCACGGCACGUUAGCAGUCUACAACGCUCUACCUGCUCCUGACGCAAGCGUCUCCCACUCCGAGGUACCGUCAUCAAACUUUCGAGAAGAUGGAACGCUCGAACGUCAGCACAGGACGCACCCUGCCAAGUUUGGAAGUACGCUUGAGCGCCGUCCUGUGGUAGCUGGUGUUUCGCCUCAAACCAUUACUGCUCAGUCACUGCAAGGCAAAACGCCCGAGGAACUGACACUGAUGCUCAUCAAGCUCCGCCGACAGCAGGCAGAGCUCAACAGCUUGCGGGAGCACACGGUAUCCCAGCUAAUGGCCCUGGGAAUCGAGGGGCCCAACCCCAAGACCGACGUUCUUUCCCAUCAUCUUCAGAGGAACCUUGUUUACCUGGAUAACCAGAAAAAGGAGAACGAACCGCUUAUCUUCACCAUUCACGCUAUGAUCGAGAAGUCGGCGCCACGGCCGCAACUCUACCAGCAAAUCCCUUCGGACGACUACAAAAACCAACCUCCGGAGGACACUGAUACCAAACUUAGCAGGUUUUGCGAGCAGGAUAAACUAGUGAGAAUGCAAGAGGAGAAAUUACAACAACUACACAGAGAGAAGCACACACUAGAGACGGCGCUGCUUUCAGCUAGUCAAGAGUUAAACGAUCAGAGUAAUCCAAGUACUACGGGUACUCAAAGCCUCAUCCAGCAGAGGGAUGUACUCCAAAAUGGCCUCCUUAGCACGUGCAGAGAGGUUUCUAGAGUUAAUACGGAACUGGAGCGCGCAUGGAGAGAAUAUGAUAGAUUGGAGGGGGAUGUCACUAUGGCAAAAUCUAACCUACUGGAGCAGUUGGAAGCCCUGGGAAGCCCACAGACAGAGCCUCCAAGCCAGCGUCACAUUCAGAUCCAAAAGGAGUUGUGGAGGAUUCAGGAUGUGAUGGAGGCAUUGAGUAAAAACAAACCGCAGCGCAGUAUAGACUAUUCUGAUUCCAAGCCACUUUCCAGCCAACAAAAAAAUGAGGCAGUGACAUUGCUGCCCCUCAGUCCUCUCAAGACUGGAAACGACGUCCCCCCUCGCCCACCUCUUCCGCAGUACUACUAUUCAUCUGAGCCCCCCCCUCACAUGCCCUCCCACCCUCCGAACUCCAGCGGCCGCCCGCCUCCUUACACGCAACGUGAGGACCGCAAAGCUAGGAACGGGGCGCACAGCCAAGGUCCAGACUAUCGGUUGUAUAAAAGCGAACCUGAGCUGACGACAGUUAAGGAGGAAGUGGAUGAAGUCAAUGGCGAGGACAAGGACAAAAAUGAAAUUCCUGCUGAGAAAAAUGAAAUUGCAGCUUCUUCAAAAGCAGUAGCACUCUACCCAGUGGGCGUUGUUCCUCCCAGAAGCAAAUCUCCCAUGAGCCCUCCCGAGUCCACAACGAUCGCAUCUUACGUCACCCUGAGAAAGACGAAAAAGCCCGAACCCAAAUCGGAUCGGCCCAGAAGUGCACUAGUAGACCAAAUUGGCUAUGUUGAAAGGGAGGUAGGUCGGCCCAGGAUGAGUCUAGAGGAGCAGUUAGAGAGGAUGAGGAGACACCAAGAGGCCUCAUCUCAGCGAGAAAAGAGAAGAGAAGCUCUAUCCCGCUCGCAUUCCUUCAGCAAAGAGGAGCCACAGGUGCGGGAGCUAGAAGCUAUGGAGCUAGAAGUGGCCUUGAAGCAAGUGAAGAUGCUUCAAAAUGAGCAGACUAGGAUAGAAGAUGAAGAAGGAACAUAUACAGGGAGAGUUCCUUCGACAUCACAGCUGCAGACGGCAGUCAUUUUGGAGCAGCACGCCGAGACCCAGCGCGUGGAGAUUGUAAAUCUUCACUCAUUUGAAGAGGACAAAAGCAGAGAAGAUAUGACAAGCUCGCCAACAAAUAUCACCACUGAAAGCAGCUUCCAGAGCUCCUUCCCUGAGACACCAAGCCCUGAGCUAAAAGAAGAAGAGGAGGACGUAGACGUGUUACAACAAAAUGCCACGGAGGAGGACCACAGAGAAUCCUAUAAGCAGUUACCAGAAAACGACAAGAAAAUCAACAACAACAAUUUAUUGGCUUCACAAAUGUUCACUAUGGUGAGCAACGACACGUGA
Messenger RNA from Nerophis lumbriciformis (worm pipefish), 4116 nucleotides. The record is from RefSeq and is a predicted model, not a curated record. Lineage: Eukaryota; Metazoa; Chordata; Actinopteri; Syngnathiformes; Syngnathidae.